AUGUUGCAUUUCUCCAAAUUCUUACCAUUGUAUCUAGCCACAAACGUAUUGGCUCUCUUGCCUGAAGCACAUAUUGCUCGUCUGGACGAGUACAAUCAAGCCCCAGGACCCUUAUCGCUCCCCAACUUGUUAGAAGUGCAAUCUGUUGGUGAUUUGGAGAAUGCCUGGUCUCUUCAGGGUGAUAUGGAGCUCGAGGCAGGUAGGUUGGUAGUUAAGAAGAAUCUGGGAUCUAUUUGGGCACAUGAUACGUUAGAAAACUCUAAGGAUGAGUGGACAAUUGAGGUUGUUUUCAGAAAUUCCGAGCAAGUGGAAGUUGACGAUCAUCUGUUCUAUGAUACCAAUGGUUUUGCAUUCUGGCUCUUGGAUGCCUACGGGCUGAUGCUGGACGACUUCCUGAAUUUUGGUGGUCCAAAGAAAUACGAUGGAUUUCAAUUCUUGAUCAACAAUAAGGACCGGAGAGGUCUCAAGAUCUUUGCUAAUGAUGGAGAACACGAAGCCGUCAAUGUCAAGGACGCUGCAUUAGGAGGCUGUGAUAUCAACUACUUAGAUUCCAUGAUCCCUUUCACCCUUCGUGUCUCUUACUCCGCAAAGACGAAUUGGUUCAAGGUGCAGAUCGACAAUAAUUUGUGUUUCAAGACCGACAAAUUGACUUUUGGCAAUAUCCCCAGGGAAUUGAGAUUCGGUGUUUCAGCUUCCACCAAUGAAGUCUCUAAGGAGUACUGGGAGGUGUUGAAGUUGAAUGUGUACCCAUUUUUGACCGAGAAUGCUAUAGAUGACCACGGCAUCAUCACUGGUGGCUCCAUCAAACAUAUUACUGUCACCGACAAGCAGGCUCCUACGCAUACGCCACAGAUUACUAGACAAUCACUCAUGGAGAAAACUAGGCAAUUCCAGGAAAGCCUUCAGAGAGAGAGUGCAGAGAAAAAUGGAGGAAAUACACAAGAAGGCACGGCCAAUUUUGACUCGUCUUUGACUGACAUCUCCACCAAAUUGGCUAUUUUGGAAGAAAUGCUCAACAAGGUUGACAUGAGCAAGCUCGAGAACUUGGAAUCGGUGUUGGAUGAUGUGAAGAAGAUUCAAAUGCAGCAGGUGGAAGUUCUUGAUGAAAUGAAGAAUAGAUACAACAAAUUCGAGUCAUUGCUUGCUACUCUGUUCAAGGAGGUUAGUAACACCAUGUCUCUUUUGCAUGAGAGAGUCGUCAACGAAAUCAGAGAUCACCUGAAAGAGUUGAGUAUUCUCAACACAAAGGUGGAGCUGAUCUCUACCAAUCACAAGAGUUUCCAUGAUCAGUAUAAGUCUGUGACAGAAUCGCUUACUCCAAAUGAUUCUUCUGAGUUCUUUAACGUGGUACUUAAGUGGGUUUUGCUCCCUCUUGUUGUCGGAAUCGCCGUUUUGGCAACUUUUGUCUACAGAUUGAGAAAGGACAUCAAGCACCUGAAGCUUCUCUAG
Messenger RNA from Sungouiella intermedia, 1449 nucleotides. NCBI's taxonomy places the organism in Eukaryota, Fungi, Ascomycota, Pichiomycetes, Serinales, Metschnikowiaceae. The record is from the annotation of a GenBank genome assembly.